Parus major (Great Tit) is the source of this 4328-nucleotide messenger RNA. It is a transcript of the gene SLC46A2, whose product is annotated as solute carrier family 46 member 2. Gene Ontology annotation, biological process: transmembrane transport. The coding region runs from base 2402 to 3748 and encodes 448 amino acids. The record is from RefSeq and is a predicted model, not a curated record. The transcript is spliced from 4 exons. Gene Ontology annotation, cellular component: membrane. NCBI's taxonomy places the organism in Eukaryota, Metazoa, Chordata, Aves, Passeriformes, Paridae. Gene Ontology annotation, molecular function: transmembrane transporter activity.
AGAUGCAAAUGUCCCUAUAAAUAUUAAUAGUAUAAGAACAGGGGCCUCUAAAAAAUUACUAGAUAAUAGUAAUUUUGAAGACUACGUGGCAUCAAGUAUGGGAUUUGUGAAAAUUGUUUUGCAGUAGUAAAUAUUUUGGAGCCUGAGCUAAACUCAUACUUUAGCACUUACAGUUUUGCAAUUACUACAUGGAAAUAUAUUCUUCCAUGAGAUCUAGUUCUAAAAAGUACAUUCAAUGUGAGUGAACACACAGAAUAUCCUGGAAAUAUAGAUGUAAUUCAUGAGAUCACUAGUAACAUUUAUCACAGUUCAUUAGCUAUCUAGGCCUGAACAGUGUUGGCUCAAUAAGCCAAGCAGUCAGGAUAUGCAACAACGUGGGGAGGAAAAAUAUCCCUCAUGUAGAUGUUGAGCAGAUUUGCAGUGUCUCGAGCACAGUGACUGUAACUUACCUCUGCACUCCAAUUUGAUUCCUUUGCACCAGACCCCAUGUCCCAAACUGAAGUUGAAUGGGACAAGUCAUUUAUCUCUCCCUGUAAUUCUUGGGGAGAGACACAAGGCUUCCUGGGCGAAGUAAAAUGAGACAAUUCCUCUGGUUGCAUUUGUUGCUUAAACUGGUCACAGGCUGAUGCUUUGGGGUUUUCAGUAAGGCUGUCCGGAAUUUCAGUCUUCUGGAAAUAUUUCAGGGUUUGCUGAAAAAAAAACCUGUCCCACUUCUAAAGAAAAACUGAAGAAACUAAAGACAUUUCUCAGCUAAUCUGGGGAAAAGAAAAAAAGGCAACUGUUGGAAUAACACACAUAAUUUAGAUCUGGCUAAGAGUCUUUUGGUUUAGCAAAAACAAAAUCCUCUGAUGAGGGUGGAAUUAUCUAGAGCAAAUAAUUCUAGUGGACAAUUCCCCACUCCUAUCCCUCUUAGAUCCUGUAUCUUUCUUCCCGUAAUUGAAAUAUAAGCCAAAAAUUAUUGCACAACCAAAGAGAGUGAAAAAAGAAACUCUUGAGCCAUGGCAUUGAGUAAAUGUCACCUGAGUCAACAAAGAGUCCAACAGAUGGAGGUUUUAACAUUGUUUUUUCGAAUUCAUCAUUAAUUUAUUUUUAAAAAUAAAGACCGUAAGUCUUCCUAGAACAGAUUGUUUUUCUGCCUGUCAUGAUUCAUUAAACCGGUACAGAAUGAGAUCAUUAUUAUUUAAGUUAGCAUUUUUGAGACUGCCAAAUAUCCUCCAAGUACUUCCUGCAGCUGGGACUGCAAGCAUUGUCCUUGGAGCUGGCAGCCUGCUUGCACCAUAUCCUGGUCCAAGGGCUCCUUGUGCCUCUGGCUAGCAGCACUGCCAUGCCCAUGCACCCCUGCUUUAGUGGGUCACUUUACCUGCUCUUCAGGCAGCAGCAAAAUUGGAAGCUGACUUCAAGCUGCAAGGCUUGAGAGUCUGUGGAAGUAAGCACCAGCAGAAAUGCACAGCCAUCUCCUUGAGGAGCUAGGGCUGGAAAAUUCUUCUCCAAAAUUCUAAUCCAGGCUGAGCUGCCUGAUUACUGGAACAGGGCAGUUACUGGUGCCUUUGGGUAAAUCAGGACUUCCCUCACCCUCUUGCAAAUUCCCACAUUGUCGAGCCAAAGGAUGCAGCAAGCAGAGCAGCAGCCACUGGAGACAGGUUACCAAAAACAGACAUUUGCCUUUUUAAUUUAUUUUUGGUGUAAUUUCUUGACUUCAUUAUUGAAAAAACAAUGACAUAAGGGGCAUGAUGUAGCAACAGAGAAGACAGAAGUGGGUAAAAGCAAAAAAGACAAUGACAUAUUCAUGUAGGGAAAAAAAAAAAAAAAGAGCUGGCAGUAAAGGGGAAUUCACAAAUUACCUGAUAGAAAGGCACAUAGCUAUUCCCUAACCCCACAACCACUCUGAGAGUUCUCUGACACAUGAAGGAUACCAAAAGGAGAAAAAAACCACCCAAAAAGUCAAGCAAAAAACAAACCACCACCCCAAAUUACAGCAAUUACUUCAUCAGAGCAUUUUCACUUCCUACUCUGUGAGAGAGAAAUUCCCCAGGUCAUCUGACCUCUGUUGAAACUACACCAGGAAGAGGAGCAGCGGCAGUCGACAAGUGCAGGGCGUUCUCCGGCUGUACAAAAGCCUCCCAUGUGUGGGCCAGAGCUCAGAGCAGCGCAGGGAUGUGCAGGUGUGCAUUCACAUAGCAAGGUGAGCUGCGAAUAUCUUGCCAGCUAGAUAAUUUCUUGCACAGCUCUCUGGUCCUGUGCAGCCUGGCAGACCUUUUGCUUUUCCUUUCGCUGCUUGUUUCCAAACAUGCCUCCAGAGCAGAGCAUCUGAGGAGCUGUUUCCCCACCUACUGUUUCCUCACGUGCUUCUGAAAGCAGCUCUCUCCAAGAAGAGGUGGUGACUGGCAGCGUGGUGGGAAUAAUGGCAAUGAGGACAUGGAUUGAGCCAGUGGUUGCGGGUUCCCAAGUGGCCAGUGCCUUCUACGACACAGCACUGUUGCUGGUAGUGAAGAACUACUACAACCAGACCAACAGCACUGCUCCCUCCCACGUCCUGGAAGAUGCUCAGCAGAAGGCUGUAUCUAACUUUUAUAUCAUCUACAACCUAGUUCUGGGCCUGAGCCCGCUGGUGUCAGCCUAUGGCUUGUCCAAGCUGGGGGACAGGAUACAUAGGAAGAUCCCCAUCUGCUUCCCUCUUCUUGGUUAUUUGGGCUCCAAAACUCUCCUGCUCCUCCUGAUUCUGCUGGGCUGGCCAGUGGAGGUGAUGUAUGGGGCUGCUGCCUUCAAUGGGCUGACAGGAGGCUUCACCACACUUUGGGCAGGCAUCAUGGCUCUGGGAUCCCUGGGGUCCUCUGAAAGCAAGAGGUCUCUGCGGCUCAUCAUUAUUGAACUGGUGUACGGCCUGGCUGGCUUUCUGGGAAGCAUGGCAUCUGGCUACCUCUUUGUUGGCUUCAAUGACCGCUAUCGAGAAGGCACCGUGCUGGUGUGCUGCAGCAUUGCUUGCUAUGCCUUCUGUCUCCUCUACAGCAUUUUUGUCCUCACAGUCCCCAAGCCAGCAGCUUCCUGCCCAGCCAAAGACAAGAGUGCAGGGCAGGUGGGUGGUCAGCUACCAGAAGCAGCAAUAGCAGGCAGUUCCCAACCUUCAGAGGGCAGCAUCUCCACUCCAGUAUCACCCUCGAAACUCAUCAUCAUCCUGCUGUUUGUGGCAGCAAUCCUCUAUGACCUGGCUGUGGUUGGCGCAAUGAAUGUACUCCCACUGUUCUUGCUCAGGGAACCAUUAAGUUGGAAUGCCGUGGAGAUCGGCCACGGCAAUGCUGCUGGGUAUGUGAUCUUCAUUACCAGUUUCCUAGGGGUACUCGUGUUCUCCAGAUACCUGAGGGAUAUUACCAUGAUCAUGAUUGGAGUAGCAUCGUUCAGCGCUGGCAUUCUCAUCAUGGCCUUCGUGCGGUGGACAUUUUUGUUCUACAUUGCACGGGCAGUGAUGCUCUUUGCCCUCAUCCCCUUGCCAACCAUCAGGUCCAUGUUGUCCAAGCAUGUUGAGGGAUCAUCCUACGGUAAGGUGUUUGUCCUGCUGCAGCUGUCUUUAGUCACCACGGGAGUAGUGACAUCUACAGUCUACAACAAGAUCUACCAAAACACACUGGACUGGUACAGCAGCUUCUGCUUCAUUUUGUCUUUUCUAGUUGGCUGCCUGAGUCUCAUCCCUUUAAGCUUUGUGGCCAUCAAACAACGGUCAACCACUGGCUCCCUUGAGAUUCUGACUGAGUAACAGAGGCAUCUUCUCAUUGUUACCAUUAGUCCCUACAGUUACCAACACAACAGGACACAUAGCAUUUGUUUUUCCAUUUCACAGCAUGCCACAACCUCUUGGCCACUAAGCUUGCCCAGGAAGAGAUGUUUGCCUUGUUAGUUCUGCAGCACGCACCCCAUCCUGCAGCAAAUGUACAUUGGUUAUUGCACACCAGCAGUCCUUAGAGCAUUCUGCUAGGCUGGUUAGCAAUACCAAAGAGAGACAAGAAUAUAAGCUAUAAAUGAAAAUGGCAUUUCUAGACACAUCAUUCAGGGUGGAAGUGUAAAGCAGAGGAUCAGUUUUCCAUUAGUUCCUUCUUGUCUGUUAAUUUAGAAAUCUCAGGGCAGUUGUGUGACUUUGGCUGAGGAAACAAGGCUGCAAGCCACAUGCCAUGUGCACAGGGCCAUCAGCAGGAUACACCAGCUCUCCACCUCCCGUAGAUGUUAUCAGCCCAGCCAAUUAACGUUACAUACAAGACCAUUAGAGAAAUACCACAGUAAAAAUAUGUAAGAUUAACAGAACUUUAGUAAUCCUUACAAUAAAACACCCCUGAACAGAU